This is a messenger RNA of Rhododendron vialii, 729 nucleotides long. Its product is annotated as protein MAIN-LIKE 2-like. The record is from RefSeq and is a predicted model, not a curated record. The coding region runs from base 1 to 729 and encodes 242 amino acids. Lineage: Eukaryota; Viridiplantae; Streptophyta; Magnoliopsida; Ericales; Ericaceae. Gene Ontology annotation, biological process: meristem development; meristem maintenance. The transcript is spliced from 2 exons.
AUGGUGCCUUCGCUGCUGGACGCUUAUAGGCUAGAGAGGACUGCCUAUGACGAGGCUUUAGUUCUGCGAGACCCACAACAGCACUUGUCCUUGCGCCGAGACGUGGAUCUCAUGCUACGGCGGUGCCGGCGAUGUGCCCCAAUUUUGGGAGAGACUCCGGAGGCCUCGAGGGAAAUGGUGAGGGUGGCUGGUUUUGGAGAGUUUGUUGGGGUGUUGACACGGGCGAGCAACGAUAGCCAGGUAGUGAGGGCCAUUGCCGAGAGGUGGUGGGACAAAACAAACUCGUUCCACUUCUCUUUCGGUGAGAUGACGGUGACGCCAAUGGACUUUGCGGCGAUCACUGGUUUAAGGGUCGGAGGUGACCCUAUCCCUUAUGACGCUGCAGCGGGGAGAGAUCCCGAGCUUCAGAGGCGUCUCCUGGGGUACAGGCUGAGGGCAGAGAAGGGGGAUGCGCCGUAUGCUCAACUGUUGGUGUUUUUGAUGGAGCCCUCAGAGGGUAGGGUCCAGGAGGAGCAGAUGGCGAGGUGCUUCCUGCUUUAUGUGCUCAGUGCGUCUCUGUUUCCUAACAGAUGCAACCGAGUACACUUAUCGUUUCUGCCGGCCUUAAGGAAUAUCGGGGAGAUUACUCGUUUCAAUUGGGGCGGCGCGGCUUUAGGGGCAUGCUAUGCCUUCAUGGGGUCUCUUUCCCGAGGAGUAGGGAAGAGCCUCGGCGGCUAUUGGAGAGUCUGA